CUGCACUGUGUCCGCAGUCUCUGGUCAUCUCCUGCACUAUGUCCGCAGUCUCUGGUCAUCCCCUGUACUUUGUCUGCAGUCUCUGGUCAUCUCCUGUACUAUGUCUGCAGUCUCUGGUCAUCUCCUGUACUGUGUCCGCAGUCUCUGGUCAUCUCCUGUACUAUGUCCGCAGUCUCUGGUCAUCUCCUGUACUGUGUCUGCAGUCUCUGGUCAUCUCCUGCACUGUGCGUCUUAUGGAGCGAAAAAUACGGUAUUUACUUUGUAAGUAC
Molecule: messenger RNA, 269 nt
Organism: Staurois parvus
Lineage: Eukaryota; Metazoa; Chordata; Amphibia; Anura; Ranidae
Source: the annotation of a GenBank genome assembly